Schistosoma turkestanicum is the source of this 1475-nucleotide messenger RNA. The record is from the annotation of a GenBank genome assembly. Lineage: Eukaryota; Metazoa; Platyhelminthes; Trematoda; Strigeidida; Schistosomatidae.
UUGGUUUCAUCAUUAGGCUAAUUUAACCUUGACGGCGAAUAUAAAAUGACUGUGGCCUUAAAGGUCAUUUUCUAUUAUCCAUCCAUAUUUGUUACAUGUUCUUACGUUCUGUCUAACAGAACAGUUUUUUCCAGGAAGUUAUGAAACUUAUUCAUCAUCAUCCAUUCAUGAACGAUGAUAAGAAUGCUGGCUACCGAGGACCUGGGAGUUCACAAUUAUCUAAAAAGCUCAUUCAUGACAAGCUGGAAAUACUUUCGGCCUCGCAAAUUGCACCAGAAUUUCAUGAAGUCGGAAUUUUAUCAGGUUAUCGCAAGCCAUCAACUUCAUUUACACUAAGUAUCUUAUCUGUUUUCCGAAUGCACAAUGAAACACUGAACAUUUGGACUCAAAUAAUACCAACACUUUUCUUUGUUGUGCAGUUAGUCCUUAAUUUUUUCCAUGUCGGCGAGCGUUUUCUCCUCAUUUAUUUAGUUACGGCUGUUACGUUUCUGUCUGUAAGUUCAUGCGCACACACAUUUAGUUGUUUGUCACCUGGAGCUCGGCACAUUUGUUUCUUUCUUGAUUACAUUGGGAUAUCAUUAUAUUCUUGCGGCUCUGCUGUUUGUUAUUAUGCAUUUGCUUUGCCUUUAGGUUACUUGCGACCCUCACCAGUUUUAUUUUUAAAUCUUAGUGAUGUGUUCUUGUUUUUUUCCGUAUUGUUUUGUAUCUCUGGUACAUAUUUAUCUUGUCAGACUAGAUUUUGGAAGCCUUCGAUUAUGCGCAACAUUAUUAGAAUGGGGGCGUUUGGAAUUGUUUUAUUUUAUGUUGGAGCUCCGAUUUUGUGGCGUUUAUAUACUUGCACAUACAUGGCAGAAGAGUAUGAGACUUCCGAAUGUAAAUCACUUUAUUAUUGGAACUUGCAUUUCCUGUUACUGUUCUCUGCAGGCUGUUUGUAUGUUUCACACUUCCCCGAAAGAGUUUUUCCUGGAAGGUUUGAUAUUUUUGGUCACAGCCAUCAAAUAUUUCACGUAUGUAGUGCCUUCGGUGCUAUUAUGCAAUAUUAUGCACUUAGGAUUGAUCUUCAGGAGCGUAAUGCCAAAUUAAAACUAAUGUCUCAUGCACCUUCAAUUCCUUUCUCUUUGUUUUGCCUCAGUUUGGUUGUCUUUUGCAACUGUAUUAUUUUUCUAAAGUUUUGUAAACGUCUUUUUGCGAUCAAUGAAUCUAAAAAAUUCUGAUUAUCUCUGAUUGUAAAGCUGCUUUUGGACAUACUUUCUGAACUUCUUUUGAGUUUGCACUUAGAUUUUUUUACUAUUGCUUAUGUAUUUUGACCUUUAAUUUAUUCCUGCAAGAUUGAUUGUGUUUUAGCACAUAAACUUUCCGUAAAUCAUGCUUUUUAUUUUUGUUGUUUGUACUCUUAUUCUUCAGAUUAAAAUUACUUAUUUCACUAAUCAAAUCAUGUGUACAUUGCAAAUGAUAAAUACUUAUUUUCAAGUGAA